Ostrea edulis (European flat oyster) is the source of this 1136-nucleotide messenger RNA. RefSeq lists its product as uncharacterized. The record is from RefSeq and is a predicted model, not a curated record. The transcript has 4 exons. NCBI's taxonomy places the organism in Eukaryota, Metazoa, Mollusca, Bivalvia, Ostreida, Ostreidae. Bases 117 to 635 code for a protein of 172 amino acids.
ACCAUCUGUUUUGAAUUUCCGGGUUCGAUUAUAUUUUGCUAUAUACAAUGACAAUUAAAUUAGCUUCAUUCUAGGUACUGUCUUUAAACCGAAUCAAAUUCACUACAGCAUACGGCAUGUAUCUGCUGCAAAUCCAUAUUGCAAUAUUGUGCUUUGCAUUAGUUGGAGGAGCUCAACUGUCGUGCGAAGAAAGAGAACUGAGUGGGGAUUGUUGUCCAAAUUACUACUACAACACUACUACGCGGAAAUGUACACUAUGCCCAAAUGGAUUCAUUGGUAUCAACUGCAGUGAAAAGUGUCAAGCUAAUUUUCAUGGAAGAGGAUGCCAGAAACAGUGUCCUCGACAUAGUCAGGGAUUAUGUCACCAUAUAACAGGAGAAUGUCCCCAUCAAGUGACCACGACGCUGUGGACGACUCCUCUAUUAGAUAACGCACAUACCAGUACCACUGAACAUAGAAACAAAGGAAUGACAACUACAAACAAUAUCCAAAGAAAAGAAGUGUCCCUAGAGAGAGGUUCAUUUACUACUCAGACGACGUCAGUAGAGAUGCCAAAUAAAGAACUAAGUACGGUACAUUUUUUUCAUAAUGGAAAGGUCAUCGAUUUCUUGUAUUUCGUAAAACUCAUCUGUUAAGAUAUACCUAAUAUGUACAUAAACUACAAAAUAUGUAGCUAAUAUACAUGUAUAUACAUACUACGUUAUUUAUUGAUCCUGAAGCGUACUACUACACCAGUCUAACAUUGAACGAACGCUAAACGGUUUGAUUAGAACGGUUCUAGGCGAGAUCAAAACGGAUGGAGAACGAACGGUUUGGGCCGGAACACAUUGAACCAAGAUGGGAAUGAACGCUUUGGCCUUGAUUUUAAAAUCUGCAUUUCGGAUUACUUAAGCAUUUUCUAAUUACAUUUUUUUUCAAACAGGUACAUUGUGAUAAAGACAGAAAAAGAAUGAGGAAGGGGAUUAAAGUGGGUUUUUUUUCAAAUGAUUUAUUUAAUUUAAAGAUAUUAUAAAUUUUAAGUGAAAAAGUAGGGAUUGAAAAUGAAUUACAGCAUGGUGUAGAUUUAUAUGUAGAUGACUUAAGCAUGCAUGAAAUAAUUCCUUAUGCACCAUUCCUCAUAUAUAGGUAAUUACUUC